Molecule: messenger RNA, 1767 nt
Organism: Ahaetulla prasina
Lineage: Eukaryota; Metazoa; Chordata; Lepidosauria; Squamata; Colubridae
Product: gastrula zinc finger protein XlCGF26.1-like
Exons: 2
Coding region: 10-1767 (585 amino acids)
Source: RefSeq, a predicted model, not a curated record
CGCACGUGUAUGGGAGCUGAGUUGCCGUUUCCUCCACUUGCGGCUUGGGCGGCUGUGCCAAUUCUUGGCUGUCCGGCAAGGCUGCUCCUGGGUCCCGCUCCGGGCAGGUGCCGCCAGGAAAACCUUUGGAGGAAGCUCUGCUUGCAGGAUCCCAUCUGGCUCAGUCACCGGGACCAGAAGUUUCGUCUUCUCAGCAUUUGGACUCAUCCUCCUGCCCAUCCUUCAACCUUUUGGCCAAAGUUCUGCUUGUUACAGUUUCCUUGGAUUGAAAGCUGUGGACGUGAGCAGCCCCUGGAGACUAUGCAGAGGGAGGAACACGUUGGCCAAAGGUCCCUUCAGAGGAAUCUGGGGAGACUCUACAAAUGCUCCAAGUGCGGGAAAUCCUUUGGUCACCGGUCCCUUCUUUUGAUCCAUCGGAAGCUGCAUACGGGGAAUGGAUCCCACCUGUGUUUUCCUUGUGGGAACUCCUUUCCUGGAAUGUGGAGCUUUGCCAAACAUCUCCGGAGCCACCCUGGACUGAAGCCUUACAGAUGCGGAGAGUGCGGGGAGCGUUUUGCUAAAGGCUCGGACCUUGGAACCCAUCAGGGAAUCCACCAGGGAAAGAGAUCUCAGGAAUCCUGGAAGUGCUGGAGAAGAUUUCCUGGGAGACGGCAUCUUUCUAGGCCUCAGAAGAGCCUGGCUGAAGAGAAGCCCUGCAAGUGUGUGCAAUGUGGGCUGUGCUUUUCUCAAACCUCGCAGCUUCUUAAACAUCAACAAAUCCACAGCAGAGAGAAACCUUAUCGAUGUCUUGAGUGUGGGAAAUCUUUCCGUUAUAAACAAUUAUUUAGAAAACAUGAGAUUAUUCACACGGGGCAGAGUCCUUAUAAAUGCUUUGAGUGUGGAAAAUGUUUCACUCGGAACUCAUCUCUUUGCCAACAUAAUAAAACACACACAAAGGAAAGCAAAACGUGCCUAGAAUGUGGGAAAUCUUUUUCCAGGAAAUCAUGCCUGCUGAAACAUCAGAGAAUUCACACUGGAGAAAGACCCCAUCAGUGCCCAGAAUGUGGGAGAUGUUUUGGCCAGAAGUCAGCUCUAAUUCGACAUCAGACUAUACACACCAGAGAAAGACCCAAUCAAUGGCCAGAAUGUGAGAAAACAUUUGUGGAUUCUUAUGAACUUCGGAGACACCAAAGGACACACACGGGAGAAAAACUAUAUAAAUGUAAUGAUUGUGAUAAAUGUUUUUCUUCGAAGGAAACUCUUUUUCAACAUCAGGGUAUCCAUACACGGGUGAAGCCCUUUAUGUGCAUCGAGUGUGGAACAUUUUUCCGUACAAUACAAAGCCUCCGAAAUCAUGAGAAUGUUCACAGAGGGGAAAAAAAGUUCAAAUGUUUAGACUGUGGGAAAUCAUUUGCUCUUUCAUCAACCCUUAGAAUUCACUGCAAAAUCCAUACGGGUGAGAAAUGCCACAAAUGCUCAGUGUGUGGGAAAUCUUUUAGACGGAAAGAUGGACUUGUGCGGCAUCAGAGAAACCACUUAGAGAAGCAAUAUAAAUGUCCAGAAUGUGGGAGAUCUUUUGGCUUCAAGACAAGCCUAAUGCGACAUCAGAGACUUCACACUGGAGACACACCCUUUCAAUGCCCACAAUGUGAGAAACGAUUUGUGGAGUCUGCUGGACUUCGGAGACAUCAGAAGAGGCACACGAGAGAGUUGCCCUAUAAAUGUGGGGAGUGUGGGAAAAGUUUUCUCACAGCAAAACUGCUUCAGGUUCAUCAGAGAAGCCAUUAG